Triticum turgidum subsp. durum (durum wheat) is the source of this 825-nucleotide messenger RNA. The record is from the annotation of a GenBank genome assembly. NCBI's taxonomy places the organism in Eukaryota, Viridiplantae, Streptophyta, Magnoliopsida, Poales, Poaceae.
AUGGGCUCGACUCCUCUCCCUCUCGCCCAUGAAGUCACCGCCGCCGCCGCCCACGCCGGCCGCUUCCGGCGAGCUCCGGCGCUGCGCAGCACAGCCCCGAGCUCCCCAUGCUCCGCGCCUCCCUCCCCUCCGGCCAGAUUCUCAUCUCCCGGCCUCUACCGCCCGCUCGCAACCACACCCCCGUGGCUAGGGUUCCGGGCAGUUCUUCGCCGGCGCGUCUCCGGCAGCCCCAGAUGCAGAUGGAGCACGCCAUGGGAGUUCCCCAUCCACCAUGGUCGCUGUCGUCAAGGGCUUCUUCAAGGAGAUGUGAAGGACGCCAUCGACCUGCAGCUACUCAAGGGCGAUCUAGCGAGUUAUCUUGAGACAAAAAGUCGCCUGCAAUCUUAUAAAGUGAUCAGAUUUGCCCCUGAGACUGCAAGGUCCCUCAAAGAGAAGCGUUUUUCAUAUGCUCCUGAAUCUGGUGUGCGGUAUGAUGGAGUUUACAGAUUGAGAACUGUUGGAGGAAGACUGGUAUUCAGCGCCGUUGGCCGCUCUGCCUACCGAGUGCCACCCCGCCGCCUCCUCCCACCCCCCACCUGGGACCUCACCGCCUGCUCCCCGCCCGGCACACCCACAACGCUUGAGGCUGAGCAGAUGCCAUUGGCCCGUGGGCACGGAAGCAAAGUCCAGGAUGGUGAUGGUGCCAAGGAGGACUCUCGGACGUCGACCGGUUGCAUCGUUGCUGCCGUAUCCAUGGAGUGGCGCGGCUCCAACCACUCUGAGAUGGUAUUCCUCUCUCUUUCUUUCCUGACAGAACUAAGAAUCUUGUGUCAUCCUCUUUUUUAA